Amaranthus tricolor (Joseph's coat) is the source of this 3284-nucleotide messenger RNA. RefSeq names its product protein ALTERED PHOSPHATE STARVATION RESPONSE 1-like. NCBI's taxonomy places the organism in Eukaryota, Viridiplantae, Streptophyta, Magnoliopsida, Caryophyllales, Amaranthaceae. The transcript has 4 exons. The record is from RefSeq and is a predicted model, not a curated record. The coding region runs from base 249 to 2798 and encodes 849 amino acids.
CAUUUUUGCUACCCAUUUCUAUCUCUUUUCCUACCUUUGAACAGCAGCCUUCUUCCGUUCUCUUUGCUAACUCCUAUAUGCCUAAUGCCUGUAUACGCCUUUCCCGACUACAAUCUCUCUACUAUCAAGUCUCAAACAUUUUAUCCCCUUCUAUCUCUAACCCUAAUCACCAUGAUUUCCUUUCAGAUCUAAAAAAGACCCCGAAUUAUUCUCCCAUAAACCCUAUCCCAAUUCAAAAUCCCUAAAAAAUGGGCUGUGGAAGUUCAAAAAUCGAUAACCUUCCAGCAGUAAUACUUUGCCGAGAUAGACUCCAAUUCUUAUCACAAGCUCUUCAUCAACGCUACGUUUUUGCUGAAGCCCAUUUAGCGUAUAUUCAUUCACUGCAAAAACUUGGUCUUUCUCUUCGUCAUUUUUUCGACACUUCUUAUUCUAUUCCGUCACUUUCUCCGGUACUUGACCUCCCUCCUGAACGUAAAAUUGCAGUUAAUGACCCGGGUUCUAAUUCGGGUCAUCAUCUGUCUCACUCUAGUUCUGGGUCCCAUCUUCAAUUUCAAUCUGAUUCUGAGGAUAAAGAUGAUCAUGACCAUAAUCAUCAUAUUGAUUCGGGUUCGGAUUCCGAUAUGGGUCAUAAAUUAUCACCUCAAAGUGGGGUUGCUAUGAUGAAGUAUGAGGAAAGCUCCGAUAAUUCUGUUGCUGGUGGUGGGUAUCCGUAUAACUUUAACUUCAACCCGAACUCAUAUUUGUAUUCGAAUAACGGAAGUGGGUUCUAUAUUAAUAAUGGUAAUAAUAAUAAUGUUCAUAUUAAUUAUAUGAAGAAGCAUGUAACGUCUUCUGUAUCUUAUGAGCUGAAACCAAUUAGUUAUGAGACGCAUACUGUUCAAUAUGGUGAUCCUUCUUCUUCGAAUUCAAGUAAUUAUUACGAUUAUUUUGGUGGUGGUAGUAAUAAUAGUAAUUAUAUUUAUAAUAAUUCUGGUAUGGGUAUGAAUUAUGGUGGAUUUAAUGGAGCUCCACCGGGGGCAGCGGGUGGAUAUGGAAACUUGAAUGGUGGCCCACCACCUGGGAAUCAAAUGGGGGGUCCUACUAAGCAGGUUGCUCCGUCUCCGCCACCGCCACCGGCACCAACAACUUCGUCGUGGGAUUUUUUGAAUUUGUUUGAGAGUAUAGAGAAUCAUUAUCCACCUUAUACACCAAGUAGGGAUUCUUGGGAAGUAAGGGAAGAAGAGGGGAUUCCUGAUUUGGAGGAUGAGGAUAAUUAUGUUCAUGAGGUUGUUAAGGAAGUUGAUGGAAAUCAUAAAUUGGCGGAGGAUAAUAGUGCUGAGAGUAGUAUUAGUACUCUGGGCGAGUCAAAAUUCGACUUGAAAAUCAAGUCAAAAGGAGUGGAUGAGGAGGUUCUGAGUGUUAGUGAUGAGGUUAGAGCUAGGGUGAGUGUGGGGAUGGAGAGUGUGCCAGUGGAGUAUGAGGUACAUGUGGUGGAUAAAAAGGUGGUAGGAGAGGAGGGGAAGAAAACCAAGCAAGGAGGGAAAGGCGGCCGCGAGGGAAGACCGGGUUUUAGGAAUGUAUUUGAUGUUGUGAAGGAAAUUCAGGUACAAUUUGAGAGAGCUGCUACAUCUGGGAGUGAGAUUGAUAAGGUUCUUGAAGUGGGAAAACUUCGGUAUCAGCGAAAGAAUGCUGCUUACCAAGUAUCUGCGAAGAUGUUGAAUGUGAUUACUCCAUCAUUACCAUCUUCGUCGAAAGAUGAGCGUGGUUUGGACCUUGAUGAGGAUGUGCAAUUGAGAUCAGUGAAUCUUUCUGCUACAUUGCAAAAGCUUUACCUUUGGGAGAAGAAACUCUAUGAAGAAGUUAAGGCUGAAGAACAUAUGAGGGUCAAGCAUGAUAAGAAGUUGGUCAAAUUAAAUCAUUUAUUUGAAAAAGGUGCUGAACCCCACAAGAUUGAAUCAAUAAGAAAUGAGGUGAGGGGUCUUUCCACAAAGAUCAAACUUGCAAUUCAAGUCGUUGAUAAGAUCUCAGCGAAGAUAAACAAGGUCAGAGAUGAAGAACUGUGGCCACAAUUGAAUGAGUUAAUUCAAGGCCUAAGUAGGAUGUGGAAAGCUAUGCUUGAAUGCUAUCAUAGUCAAUACGAGGCAAUUGAUGGGGCACGGGGUUUAGAUGUGCUCGCAUUUCCUAGCAAUCCAAGUGACACUCAUUUAGAAGCAUCCUUGCAGCUUGAGCAUGACCUAUUAAAUUGGACUUACCGGUUCACAGAAUGGAUUGGGGCUCAAAAGGGUUACGUCAGAGCCUUGAAUUGUUGGCUUCUGAAAUGCAUCUUAUAUGAACCCGAAGAAACAGCUGAUGGGAUAGCUCCUUUCUCACCUGGGAGGGCAGGAGCACCUCCAGUCUUUGUAAUAUGCAACCAUUGGAAUCAAUCAUUGGAAAGAUUGUCGGAGACUUCUGAGAAGGAUUUGAUUGAUUCAAUGCGGGUGUUUUCUUUGAUGGUUUUCCAUUUCAGAGAACGAGACAAGGGAGAAUUAAAGCAGAGGAUGACCGCGAAUAGGGAUAUGGAAAGGAAACUCAAAAACUUGGAAAGAGAAGAUAUGAAAAUGCAGAAAAAGAUGGUUCUAGCUUCCGGUGAUUCGGAUGGUCUGUCUAUGUCUGGCCAUAUUGUUUAUCCGAGUGACACUAGCAGCAAGCCUAAUUUACAGGCUGGUCUUCGUCAUGUAUUCGAGGCCAUGGAUAAGUUCACAUCUGAUUCCGUGAAACUCUAUGAAGACCUCCUUCAACGCAGUGAAGAAGUUGUUCGUGAACGCGGGAGAGUUUCAUAGUUAAUUAUAAUAGAAACCCGUCUGUAUAUCAGCACCUGCUUGUGCGAUCCUGCAAAUGGUUGACAGAUGAAAUCACCUGCUUGAGUGAUCCGGCAAAUGGUUGACAGAUGAAGUAUAAUUGCAUAAAUUUUUGUAGCAAUAGGACUGGUCUGGGACGUAAGUCUUGUCAUUGUAAGUUAUCCAGAAAUUAGAGCAGUAUUGUAUAUAGAAAUUUUUAGGCAUCAGGUCGACCUGAAUCAGGUAUUAGAGUUGAUUUUAGUUGUACAGAAUAUUCAAGACAGACAUUAAGGCCUAUUGAUUUUAUUUGCAAGAGUGUAUACUUGGAUAGGAAGUUGUGGAACUGGUGGAUAUAAUUUUUUGUUCUCAUUCACAAUAAAAAAUGGAUUCAUUCAUAUUAAAUUUGGUGCAAUUUUAUGUUCAUUGGUGUGUUCACAAUUAUGUAAAAAUUAGGAAAAAUUGAUAUUAAUAAUUUAAUCUUUUAUCUAU